Molecule: messenger RNA, 2199 nt
Organism: Magnolia sinica
Lineage: Eukaryota; Viridiplantae; Streptophyta; Magnoliopsida; Magnoliales; Magnoliaceae
Product: LRR receptor-like serine/threonine-protein kinase GSO2
Exons: 1
Coding region: 1-2199 (732 amino acids)
Molecular function (GO): protein binding
Source: RefSeq, a predicted model, not a curated record
AUGGGUUUUAAUUUUCUUGUCUCUCCCAUCCCAAUUCAACUAGCUAAUCUCACAUCACUUUCCUCACUUGAUCUCACUAACUCCCAUCUCCAUGGUCCCAUCACAUACUUCCCACAAUUACAAGAACUCUAUGUCGAUGACAACCCCGAUGUCUCAGUCAAUCUCAGUUCUAUUUUUUCUCUCCCAAGGCAACAAUUACGAACACUUUCAAUUCGAUACACCAAUGUCAUCGGGUUGAUCCCACCUUCAAUUUCAAAUGCCUCUUUGUUGGUCUCUCUCGCCAUAUCAGGCUGUUCCAUUGAAGGGACCAUUCCAACUUCCAUAACAAAUCUUUCUAAUUUACACUAUCUAGACAUUUCUUUCAAUAGUCUAACGGGUUACCUUCCAUCUUCGUUGUCUAGCCUUAAAAACUUGGAAGUCCUACUCACAUCUGAAAACUUGUUAACAGGACCGAUCCCGGAUUCCAUAUGUGAAAUUGCAGCCCUUCAAAAUCUUCAUUUGGGAAGGAAUGGUUUCAAUGGAAGGCUACCCAAUUGCAUCCAUCAGCUUACAGAACUCAAAUCCUUUCACAUUGGAAACAAUUUCAUUGAAGGCACUGUCUCUUCAUUGUUCUCAUUGUUCAGAAAUUCCUCCCCCUUUACGAUUGACCUCAGCUCGAAUGUGGUAACUGUAGAAACAGAUCAAAGCCUAUUUCAAUCCAGCUUCCUGCUGGAGUAUCUAGGCUUGCGUUCAUGCAAUCUGAGAGGGAAAAUUCCAGCUUUCAUUUCUAAUCUAUCACAACUAGCAUUCCUAGAUCUAGCUAACAAUAGCCUAACUGGAACAAUCCCUUCUUGGUUAUCCCAACUCCCCAAACUCUCUUUCUUAGAUCUCUCAUACAACAACCUCCAAGGCGUUGUCCCUCCCUCCCUUCAACUACAUUUCAAUCUCCUACCCACAAUGUUAAACUUAGCAGGCAACAACCUUCAAGGCCCAAUUCCUCUACUGCCCAAGAACGUCGAGGUUCUCGAUCUGUCUCGUAACAAUUUCAGCGUUGAAAUCCCAACCCAAAUUGGGGAAAGACUAUCAGAUGCUAGAUAUAUUUCGUUUUCCAGAAAUAAACUCUCUGGUUCAAUUCCAAGCUCCCUUUGCCGAUCGAACAAUGUUCUUUUAAAGCACCUUGAUCUUUCCAAUAACAGCUUAUCAGGGAAUGUCCCUUUCAGUUUGGGAAACUGUAAAUCUCUCAUUUCUCUAAACCUUGCUUCAAACAACCUCUCUGGAAGCCUCCCAAUUGAACUUGCGUUUGCAGAAAAUCUCAGUUCUUUACAAGUAAAUGACAACCAUUUUAAUGGCCCAUUUCCAAAUUUCAUCCAACACCUCAAAAACUUGGAGAUUUUGAACUUGGGAAAUAACCAAUUUGAAGGAAAGAUCCCCUCCUUUAUCAGUGAGCUCCAGAAUCUUAGAAUCCUCGUGCUAAAAUCAAAUUCUUUCUAUGAUCUGGUCCCAACAGCGUUAACCCAUUUGCAAGAGCUCCAAUUCAUGGAUUUUUCAAACAACCAACUCACAGGUGCGAUCCCGAAAAACUUAGGUGGGCUCAAAACAUUAACUCACCAACCCAAAGAUGGAUUCUUGCUUGGUUACAUGAUUGUGCUUGUGUAUGCGGGCAUUGAAUUGCAGAUGAUGAGCAAGGGGAUGGAGCAUGAGCUUGACUCAGUCUUUUCAUACCACACUGGAAUCGAUCUCUCAAGUAAUUAUUUGGAGGGGAAGAUCCCGAGCGAGAUUGGUCUUCUACAGGGGCUCUACAUGCUCAAUCUAUCACACAACAGGUUUUCUGGUGAAAUCCCCAUGAGUUUCGGCAACAUGAGAGAGUUGGAGUCAUUGGAUCUCAGUUUCAACCAUUUGGUUGGAGCGAUCCCAGGGACACUGACUUCAUUGGACUUUCUUGGGUAUUUGAAUCUUUCUUAUAACAAUUUAAGUGGAGAGGUUCCAGUAGGAUUGCACUUUGAUACAUUGAGUGGAGAUGGGUAUACUUACAUUGGAAAUGCUUUGUUGUGUGGGCCUUCUGUUCAAAGAAGUUGUGAGAUUGGAACCAGUGGUGGUGAUUUUGAAGAGGAGGAAGAAGGUGAGGAUGGGAGAAACAAGUGGUUGUUUUAUGGGAUUGUAGCCUUGGGUUAUGUACUUGGAUUUUGGGUGUCUUUUGGGUUCUUGGCCAUGAGGAGAUAG